AUAUGUUGACCGACUACGCAGUGUCAUGCACAAUCUCCGCGCAACACCCCCUCGAGCGUCACUGGCCACUUCCUUCAUCCCUCCCGACUUCGACACGUGCAAAUUCGUCCUAUUCCAUCAUGACGCUCAACCUUAUGUCGGGCCUUACAAAGUUGUUCGGACAUCUGACAAGGAUUUUGUCAUAGGUUGCAAAGGCAAUUCAGACACUGUCAGCAUUGACCGCGUCAAACCCGCCUACUUUGAAGAACUGGAAACAAUCUCAACUUCACACAGCGCCCAGCCACAUACGGUGACGCCACUACCAUCACCAACUGGAGUAUAA
Molecule: messenger RNA, 322 nt
Organism: Dibothriocephalus latus
Lineage: Eukaryota; Metazoa; Platyhelminthes; Cestoda; Diphyllobothriidea; Diphyllobothriidae
Source: the annotation of a GenBank genome assembly